This is a messenger RNA of Psylliodes chrysocephalus, 699 nucleotides long. The record is from the annotation of a GenBank genome assembly. NCBI's taxonomy places the organism in Eukaryota, Metazoa, Arthropoda, Insecta, Coleoptera, Chrysomelidae.
AUGGCUUUCUCAUUUACACUGACUGGUAAUUCUUCAAUUUUAAGUUAUGAUUUGAACCCUGCAAUUUAUUUGGAAGAGAAUAUUGAUUAUGAAAUAGGGUUAGUUAGUUUUAACAGUUUUAACACAAUUCCAAAUAUUGAUGAAAGCAAUAAUUUAUUUGUAUGGGGUGACAGAAAGAAACUUAAUACAUUUAAAGUACAAGUUGGUGCUUAUGAAUUGGAAGAACUCAUACAUGUUUUAAAAAAACAUAUGCAUAACGUAGAUGAAAAUGCUCAAAUAGAUAUCAUUCCAGACAUUAAUACAUCAAACAUUUCUAUAUCAAGUAAUCGUAUUAUUUCUUUUAAUAACCCUAAUUCGAUUGCAAAAGUAUUUGGUUUCGAUAGCAAAAGGCUUGACCCAGGUAAAACUUAUACAUCAAAUCAUCCCAUUAAAAUUUUAAAGGUAAAUUCUAUAGGUAUUGACUGUAGUAUUGCUGCUGGUUCAUAUUUAAAUGGAAAACCGGUUCAUAUUAUACAUCAAUUUUUUCCGACUGUUCCCAGUGGGUAUAAAAUAGUGGAGUCACCUCAAAAUAUUUUAUAUUAUCCCGUAAGCGUCAAGACGAUCAACAACCUUACUGUUAAAAUUAUUGAUCAAACCGGAGAUCUGAUAAAUUUUCGAGAAGAAGAGAUUACGGUUACUCUUCAUAUUAGAAAAGUAUAA